Messenger RNA from Grosmannia clavigera kw1407, 2403 nucleotides. Its product is annotated as ubiquitin c-terminal hydrolase. Gene Ontology annotation, biological process: protein deubiquitination. Gene Ontology annotation, cellular component: nucleus; cytosol. Gene Ontology annotation, molecular function: cysteine-type deubiquitinase activity; cysteine-type endopeptidase activity. NCBI's taxonomy places the organism in Eukaryota, Fungi, Ascomycota, Sordariomycetes, Ophiostomatales, Ophiostomataceae. Bases 1 to 2403 code for a protein of 800 amino acids. The transcript is spliced from 3 exons. The record is from RefSeq and is a predicted model, not a curated record.
AUGUCCAGUUUUUUUAACAAGCUGAAACCCGGCGUGGCCGCCGCCAAUAACGCCAACAAUGUGUCGCCAAGCAAGCGGAAGGACGAGGUCGUCCCAGAGGCGACCCCCUUGGAGAAGAUGCUCCAUAAUGCUGGUGCCAUACGAGACGACGGAACCGACAAGUUCUUCGGCCUCGAAAAUCUAUUGCAAUUCCAUAGUUCAAGCUCUCUUCUACUCCGAAGUCUUCCGAGAGAACGUCAUCCGAUUCCCACCAUAUUCGCCAUCCAGUACCCCAAACGGACAACCGCGAAAGGUGAAUGUACAGAUCCGGCCACCGUUGAACGGCACAGCCGGAGGAACGGCGCCAGGGUCUGUUCCGGCAGCAGCCGCAGGAGGAGGUAUCACCAAAAAAAUACUCUUCCCCCUCAACCUUUCAAGCCACGACCUCUGGUCGGACCGGGCCAGCCACCCAGUGGCCAACAGGCUAUGCGCCCCGAAGACAAGCCCGACUCACCAGAAUACAAAAAGAAACAGGCCAUGAUAAAGGGGCCGGUUUUGGAGCUAGCACAGGAGAAUGCAGGCGCGUACGGGAUGGAUGAGUGCACCUUUACCGGCCUAAAAGACAUAUUUAUGGCCUUUAUCGAGAGCAAUUCCCGCACAGGCGUUCUCAGCCCAUUGCGCUUUCUGGAGCUAUUCCGGCAGGCCAACGAGUCAUUCAAGACUGCGAUGCACCAGGAUGCACACGAGUUCUAUGGCCUGGUUCUGAACGACGUCAUCAAGAACAUCGAGGCCGCCUCGAGGCAAUUCCGCGAACGCGAGGAUCUACGCAGCCAGAGCGACCUGAAGGCUUCGGUGGAGGCGGUCCUCGGCAGUGUUGACGGCAUACCACCCUCUGCGCUCUCCCCCUACGACGGCACGACAACGCCCGGCUCGGGCUGGGUGCAUGAUAUAUUCGAAGGCGUGCUCACGUCGGAGACGAGAUGCCUGACGUGCGAGACAUCGUCUCAGCGAGACGAGACAUUCUUAGACCUGUCGAUCGACCUCGAGGAGCACUCGUCCGUUACAUCCUGCCUGAGGAAAUUCUCUGCCGAAGAGAUGCUUUGCGAGCGUGACAAGUUCCACUGCGACACCUGCGGCGGAUUGCAGGAAGCAGAGAAGCGCAUGAAGAUCAAGCGUCUGCCAAAGAUCCUGGCGUUGCACCUGAAGCGCUUCAAGUAUGCCGAGAAUUACACAAAGUUGGAGAAGCUUUUCCACCGGGUGGUCUACCCGUACCAGCUGCGCAUGUUCAACACCACGGACGACGCACAAGACCCAGACCGGUUGUACGAGCUGUAUGCGGUGGUGAUACACAUUGGGGGCAAUGCGUACCACGGGCACUACGUGGCAGUCAUCAAGACGAAGGAGCGUGGAUGGCUGCUGUUUGACGACGAGAUGGUGGAACCUGUGGACAAGCACUAUGUGCGGAAUUUCUUUGGUGACAAGCCGGGAACUGCCUGUGCCUACGUUCUCUUCUACCAGGAGACGACGUUUGAGAAGGUGCAGGCAGAACAGGAGGCCGAAGGGCUUGAAGAGAUCAAGCUGGCCAGCCAGAGUGCCGGUCUGGCGCUGUCUCCCGAAGGAAGCCACGCCCACCUGAACGGCAACGGCGAAAACCUUGUUCGACAGGCGACCCAGCCGGCCCUGCACACGGUGGACGAUCACGACGAGCUUUUGAAUCUGGAGCAUGCACGGACAGCACCAGGGGCUGUGUUCGGUGCGGCUCCUGCGAUACCGCCGGUGCCACAUUUACCGACAAGCCCGACAUCAGCUGUAGCACAUGCGGUGGCGACGGAGAAGGCACUGGGGGCGAAAUUGGAAGCGGCACGAUGCAAGGAAGAGAAGGAGAAACAAAAGAAGGAGGCCAAGGCAGCGGAGAAGGCGCGCAAGAUGCAGGAGAAGGAGCACAGCAAGGGGAUGGAGCGGUCACGAAAGGAGCGGGAAGCGCAGCGCAAAGCGGAGCAAGAAGAAAUGCGGCGGGUACUUGCAGCCAGCAAGCAUACGGCGGCCGAGGAAAAAGAGGCGCGUAAGAACAGUCUGGACGCGGCAGCAGCAGCAGCAGCGGCAGCGCCUAUCUCAUCGUCAGCUCCAACGAGCGCGGGAAGCCCCCGAGGGUCGAGCUUUCUGGGCCGCAACGGACGAGGCAGCAAGUCGAUGUCGCGCAGGAGCUUUGCCUUUCUCGGCAAGGACAGAGAGAAGUUUGAGCCGUCAUUUGGCGUCGAGCAUGGCGUCAAUGGGAGCGCAAACGGAUUUGCAACAGGAUCAACACAGAAGCCGGCACCGGCGUCACUGUUACCGCAGGCCCCACCAUCACACGGCGAGAGGCAGCUGAAGGACAGGUUCAGCUUCAGCCUGGGCCGCAAGAAGAGCAACACGUUUCUCCCGUAG